Messenger RNA from Naegleria fowleri, 1338 nucleotides. RefSeq lists its product as uncharacterized. The record is from RefSeq and is a predicted model, not a curated record. NCBI's taxonomy places the organism in Eukaryota, Heterolobosea, Eutetramitea, Acrasida, Naegleriidae. Bases 1 to 1338 code for a protein of 445 amino acids. The transcript has 3 exons.
AUGUCAUCCAAACGAAUAGUGAUGAGCUUUAGCAAAAUCGACACAUACCUUUCAUGCCCUCAUCGCUAUUACCUCACCUAUAAGGACCCUACUGUCGUUGCCAAAACAACGCCUCCCAUGAUUCGAGGGUCUGCCCUUCAUGAUUCGUUAGCUCAUGUCGCCAAAGUGUACAAUUUAGUGUACCAACAAAUUGAUGCUCAAUCUCAUCCUUUGGGUCGAAAGACUCCUUACCUUACUCCGAUAGGAAACUAUUCUAAAGAAUACGUACCUGAUAAGCCUCGUUCUAACACUCGUUAUGAGCAUGAAGAAAACUCAGCCUUCAAUAUCAAGAUUGCUCGAACCAUCGCCCACGAAAUUAAAAAGGAGAGAAAUUUAGAGGGUGGUAUGAUGGACUGGACUGGAAUGCUGGUGGAUCGAGCCAUCAAGAUCUACAACAAGGUUCUUGUGGGUAGUGGUAGAGCCUCAAAUAUGUGGGUUCCAAAACCUAUGGCUGAGGAAGGAAAACGGAUAUUGCAAGAUCACGUAUUAAGGGAGCUUACCACGGUAUUGGCUCCACCAUCUGCCAUGUUUCAACAAAAUCAACAAUUAUCAUCAUCAUCAUCAUGGAAGAAUCAUUCUUCUUCUCCGGAUUGUCAUGAAAAGGAAUUCAAUGAUGCAAUUACCCAUGAAAACCAUACUACUACUACUACUCGUAGUAAGAAUAAUACUACUCAUCAUCAUGAAAAUAAUAACAUGAAAGAGCAAUAUACUCCUGAAUCGUUCGGAAUGGAAGGCACACGGUUACCCCUUCUCAUUGAAGAGCCGUUUGUCUUGAAAAAUAUCGGAGGCAGAGAAGAUAUUGAUAUGGUUUUUAUAUUUGAUCGUGUCGACUUGGAGAGAGACAAGAAGAGUGUUGUUGGAAAUGUAGGAUGUGCAUUCACCUCUCCAUUCAAACCAUUACCCACCGAUAAGCACGUAUUGGUUGAAUAUAAAACGAAAAUUAAGCCACACAAUGUAGAGUUGUACAGAACACAACUUGCAAUGUAUCACUAUGCUUUUAAGGAAUUAUUUGGAAUUCCUGCGGAUAAGAGUUAUUUGACGUGUAUUGAUAGUGGAGCUGUCUAUGAAUUUGAUGACUCUGAAUUUGAUUCUAUGGAUACUGAAUUUAUGAUUAUUGAUUGCGCUGACAAUAUUUUGGAAGAUACAGAAUGGAAGCCACAUCCCUCUAAAAGUAAAUGUUAUAAUUGCACUGUAAGACAUGCAUGUAAAUAUGCAUGGGAUCCACAGAGGGAGUUAGUACAAGAACAGAUCCGACGAGGAGAGGAAAGAAGAAGGGAGAGUGAAAACUUUGAAACGUGA